Brachypodium distachyon (stiff brome) is the source of this 1338-nucleotide messenger RNA. Its product is annotated as meiotic nuclear division protein 1 homolog. Gene Ontology annotation, molecular function: double-stranded DNA binding. NCBI's taxonomy places the organism in Eukaryota, Viridiplantae, Streptophyta, Magnoliopsida, Poales, Poaceae. The transcript is spliced from 11 exons. Gene Ontology annotation, cellular component: nucleus. Gene Ontology annotation, biological process: reciprocal meiotic recombination. The record is from RefSeq and is a predicted model, not a curated record. Bases 440 to 961 code for a protein of 173 amino acids.
AAAAUUGUUGACGGCCGCGGUUGGUCUGACGAAAUCGAUCCCAUCACUCCGCGCCCUAGAGACGCCGCCUUGUUUGCUCUCUCUCUCCGAACAAGGCGGCAGAGGGGGGCUUGCCGGCGGCGAAGCAAGGUGAGCUACCCCACCAAUUUUCUCCGGCGACCGUCUCUCCGCCAGGCGUUUCUCUCCGGUGAUCGGCUGCUGCUCCCACCCUCUCGCGGUACGGGAUAGGCGGCACUACCUAGCCAUGUCAAAGAAGAGGGGUCUUUCGUUGGAGGAGAAACGGGAGCAAAUGCUUCAAAUCUUUUAUGAGAAUCAAGACUUCUAUCUGCAAAUCGGCAUCUGAGCUACACUUCGGUUUUCACCAUUAUACUUGAACACACAACUACCUAUACCGGUGCCAGCAGUAUGUACAUGUAUAUCUCUUAAAGAGCUUGAGAAGAUGGGUCCUAAAAAGGGAGUGAUCAGCCAAUCUGUUAAGGAUGUUGUGCAAAGCCUGGUGGAUGAUGAUCUUGUUUUGAAAGACAAAAUAGGGACUUCUGUGUACUUUUGGAGUCUUCCCAGCUGUGCAGGAAAUCAGCUGAGGACUACUUACAGCAAGCUGGAGUCUGAUCUUUCGAACUCUAAAAAGCGUUACAUGGAGCUUGUUGAACAGAGAGACAACUUGAAAAGAGGCAGGGAAGAUUCUGAUGAGAGGGAAGAUGCUUUGGAGGAGCUGAAGGCUGUAGAGCUACGCCAUAAGAAGUUAAAGGAAGAACUCGCUGCUUAUGCUGAUAGCGAUCCAUCUGCUCUAGAGGCAAUGAAGGAUGCUACUGAGGUUGCCCAUUCAGCAGCUAACAGAUGGACAGACAACAUCUUCACUUUGCAACAAUGGUGUUCUAGUACAUUUCCACAAGCAAAAGAACAACUCGAACACAUGUACAGGGAGGUGGGCAUAACUGAAGACUUUGAAUAUCUGCAGUGAUGCCGAACAGCCUGCCUGGCCUAUUACAGCAUUGUAUGUAAUCCCGCUCAGCACAUGACGUUGGAUCUAGAGUAGUUCACGGAGAAUUGGCACAAAUUCACCCCUACCGUGGGCUAUUUUAACUUCUAAACAGAUAGUGCCACUAUCUGACAAGUUAGUAGUUCACCCAGAAUUUGUGACAAAUAGCCAGCAUCUUGGACUAAUUGAAAAUUUGAAGCAGAUACUGCCAUUAUCUCACAUUAUCGGUUACUUAAAUCAGAUGCCGAGUGAAUCUCUCCAGGAGAAAAUUUCCCUAUCUAAAUGCUGGGUCCCAUGUGGGCACAUUCAUGUAAGAAACUGACAAUCUAAUGAAAUUCAAAAAAGGAGAAUUGAAACAA